UCACUCUCCAUCUGCCACUCUCAGACUCACACCCUGCAGAAGACCAGACUGAACUGCUGCUCAAGAGAACCAUAUCUCCGUCCGACAGAUAGUGACAAAGGUUUUUCCUUUUCUUUUUUCAACCUACAGUCUGCACCCACCAGCCCUUCAGAUGACCAGGCUGAACGGCUGAUCAAGAGGACCAGCUUUCCAUCAGACAAGUGUUGGACUGAAAACAUGGCUUCAUCUCCCAAGGAGAAAGAGAUUGCUGCCCUUGGGAGACCAUUCGCUCUGGGGAUGCUGUACGAUUGCCGAACAGAUGGUCUCGUUCCAGGUGUGACACUGUGGGAUCACGAUGAGCUGCAGAGGAAUACCGAUGAACGCCAGCAACACAAUUCUGAAUUCAAUAUAACAACAUUAGACUCAAUUGAGGAGAAGUCAAAUUCAUUGAAUGUAUCGGGAUCUCUGAAAUUAAGUCUCCAUGGAGGACUAGUGAAUGUGGCAGGAUCAGCUAAAUACUUCCAGGACACAAAGAAAUCUCAUAAACAAGAGCGGAUCACUCUUCAGUACAAAACAACAACUAGAUAUAAAGCGUUAACAAUGGCUCAUCUGGGCCGCGGUAAGGUAUCCCAUCCCAACGUGUUUGAAGAGGACACCGCCACACAUGUUGUCACUGCCAUCUUGUACGGGGCCAAUGCUUACUUUGUAUUUGACAGAGAAUUAUCUAACGAUGAAAACAAGAAAGAAGUAGAGGGGGAAGCAGAAAUCAUGAUGGAAAAACUGAAAUUCCUCAAAGUAAAUGCAGAGGCAUCUUUUAACAUGGAUGAAAAAGAGAAAUUAGCAGUGGAAAAAUUCAGCUGCACAUUUCAUGGAGACUUCCAGCUACCUAGCAACCCGUCGACAUUCAGUGAGGCUGUAAAUGUUUACAGACAACUUCCAACACUCCUGGGAGAUAAUGGGGAGCAUGCCAUUCCAGUCAAGGUGUGGUUGUACCCUCUGGUGAAGCUGGACUCAAAAGCUGCAAAACUGCACAGAGAAAUCAACAACAGCCUCAUCACACACUCCUCAGAAGUCAUAGAGCAUUUAAACAAGACGGAGAUGAGGUGCAAUGACCUGGUGGAGGACACAGCAGCGUCAACUUUCUCUGCCAUGGAGAAGAACCUGAGGACUUUCAUGCAAAACUGCCGUCACUACAAGUUAGAGUUUAUGCAGAAGCUCGGGUCAGUUCUUCCCUCUAUUCGAGGGGGUGGAAAAGAGGAGAGUGCCCUUGAAGACAUCCUUAAGGCUCAUGAGAAAUCUCCUUUCAACAGUGGAGCCCUGGAUGUGUGGCUAAAGCAGAAGGAAAAGGAAUCAGAGACACUGAAAUCCUUCCUCAAGCAGCUAGAGAAGCAUGGCCUAAAACUGGAUGACAACUUGGAUGAUAUUUUGUCUGAUGUAGACAUCACAAACAUUGUGAGCUUUUCAUUUACCUCUUUAGACCAGCCUGAUAGCAGCCUCGUGAAACAAUCCAGUUUCCUUACUCCCACAGGAAUGAUGACUGAAAGUCUGCAGGCGGAUGUUCCACAGAGCAUAAAUACUGACUGGCUAACUGAUACCAGACAAAGCAUGAGGAGACAAUUACAACUGUUCAUGCAGUUGAAGAAGAUGACCAACAGUGAUGCCACCAAAUUCAUUGUGUCAUCCAAACAUGAUGAGCGUUACCCUGGAGCCUGUAUAUUCAUAUACGAAGAUGGGAAUGAUGAGCCUGUCACCUUCAUUCCUCCGUCCAAACCUGCCACUCCAACCACCUCUGAUGUAUCGUUUGACGCAUUAACAGUUGGGGUAUCAGAUCCAGAUUCUGCCACUGUAGAGUAUCGAGUAGAGUUUCAGAAGACACAGGAGACUGAAUGGAUGUCUCACCCUGUGCAGAAAAACAAGAAGACAGUAACUCUGUCAGGACUGAAGCCAGGCACUAAAUAUGAGAUCAGAGUCACAGCUGUGGGUAAACUUGGCUAUGUCAUCAGCAGUGAUGCUGUUACUGUUGUGACUGCUAAACCUAUUACUAGCCCACCAACCAAUAUGAAAGUGGAGGAAGUGAAGGCGAACUCCAUCACCUUGUCCUGGUUAAACCCAGAACAAUGUGAACCUGUAAAGCAGUACACCAUUGAGUAUAAGGAGGAAAACAGCAGUGAUUGGCAGAGAGAAGAAACCAAAACAGAGGUGUACACAUUUACUCUGAAGAACCUGGAACCGAAUACAACCUUCUCCAUUAGGAUGUACACAGAUGCUGCUAACAGUGUAAGCAAACCUGGUGAAGAGAUUAAGACCAAAACCAGGAAAGGACCACUGGAUACAGAAAGGUUUACUCCCCUCUCAGGUACUCCAAAAGCAUAUCUGCUGAAAAUGAAAAAAUCUUCAUCACAUCGGUUCAACAAGAAGGUGUUCGGGAAAGCAUCAUCCCGUAGCCCUACAAACAAAACCAUCAUGCUUGUUGGUGCCACUGGAUCUGGCAAAACAACCCUCAUCAAUGGCAUGAUCAACUACAUACUAGGAGUUGACUGGGAGGACAACUGGAGAUUUAAACUGAUUGAUGAAGAAACCAACAAAUCACAAGCACACAGUCAGACUUCAGAGGUGACAGCCUAUCAGAUUCACUGCACAGAUGAAUUCCAAGUUCCGUACUCCCUCACAAUCAUCGACACCCCAGGGUUUGGAGACACCAGAGGAAUCAAACAAGACAAGGAGAUUACAGAAAAAAUCAGAGAGUUUUUCAAUAAGAAGGGUGGAAUUGAUGCAAUUGAUGCAGUAUGUUUCGUAGUGCAGUCUGCUUUAGCUCGUCUGACGCACACACAGCGGUACAUAUUUCAGGCAAUCCUCUCUGUGUUUGGGAAGGACAUCUCCAACAACAUCAUCACUCUGGUCACCUUUGCUGAUGGCAAAAGUCCUCCAGUACUGGAAGCCAUCACAGAAGCCAAGAUUCCAUGUGCCGCACAAGCUGAUGGGACACCUGUCCAUUUCAAGUUUAACAAUUCUGUUCUUUUUGCCGACAACACCGGAUGCAGCGGUGGUGAGGACUUUGAUUACAUGUUCUGGAAAAUGGGAAAGGCCAGCAUGAACAAAUUCUUUACUCAUCUUGGAAUGAUGGAAACUCAGAGUCUGACGCUGACAAAGCAAGUUCUUCAAGAGCGUAAACAGCUGGAGGCAACUGUCCAGGGAGUGCAGCCACUCAUCCGGAAGGGUUUGUCAACCAUGGAGCAAAUACGAACCACACAAGCUAUUCUGGAAACACACAAGACACAAAUUAAGGAAAACAAGAACUUUGAAUAUGAAGUAGAGGAGGACGUAACAGUUAAGACUGAUAUUCCAAAAGGAACUUUCAUCACCAACUGCCUUGGAUGCAAUCACACCUGCCACUACCCCUGUGGUAUACCAAAUGAUGCCUAUAAAAGGGGCUGUGCUGCAAUGAGAAAUGGAGACUGCACAGUGUGUCCAGGAAAAUGUGUGUGGAGUGUUCAUCAUAACAUGCCCUACAAAUUGGACAUAAAACGUAAGAAGGUGAAGAAAACUUACAAUGACCUGAAGAGUAAGUACGAAAAAGCAAAGGGAGAGAAGAUGAGUACAGAGAAGAUUGUGGAGAAGUUGGAAGUAGAGUAUCACCAAAUGCAGGGAAGGGUGUUGGAGAUGAUGGAAAAUGUAACUACCUGUCUGCAGCGUCUGAAAGAGAUUGCACUCCGGCCAGAUCCUUUGGCUGCUCCAGACUACAUCGACCUGAUGAUACAGUCAGAAGAACAGGAGGCCAGACCUGGAUAUCUGCAGCGCAUCAAAGAGUUACAAGAAGUAAAACAAGGAGCUAUUCUCAUGCAGAAGGUGGCAGAGAAAAUCACUCUCAGUGGAAAAGAGACAUCAAUACUCCAAAUGAUGAAAUCAAAAACUAAGGCGGCAUUCAAUGAUUUUCUGGGUUACUUUACAUAAUGCCACUUGUAUUUCGCUUUGCUUGCAUUUUUUGUUUGCAUUUCUUCAGAAUUUGAUUUCAAUUUAAAAAAGGAAUGAAAAUGUAAGCUAACGUCUAUGAUAAAGUGGGUCCCCGUUUACUGUGUUUUGAAGUACAUCAGCAGCAGCAACAUCUCUCUGGCUACGUUUACUGCCAUGGUGAAUAUCUUUCCCAAGCCAACUAUGAAAUGUAUUGACUGGCAAAGUUUUACAUCUCAUAAUUAAUUACUUAUUUUUUGAUAAAACACAAAAUGGCUGGUAGCUCAAAAAGUCGCAGUAUCUUCUUAUUUGUUGGGUGAAGGGGAUCAGUUCAAUUAAAAAAGGGGGAAAAUCCAGGCAACUCCAGGUGAACAGGUGCGGUCGAAACAUGUUGGCUUUUUUAAUCAUGUUUUAGCCCUACGACAAUAAAGGCGUUUUAAUGGACUUCCUCUUUUUCACCUGGAGUUUCCCCUUUUUUAUAGUUAUGAGAUGUAUUUUGUAUUUUAUUGAGGAGUUAGGUGUUGGUUCGAUCAUGUGGUUUGAUUGUUUCACAAAUUCCAUAGUGUCACUUCUAUCUUUUAUCACCAUUAUGUUAUUUUUUUAAACAGCUGUGUAAUUGAAUGGGUUUUUCACAUUGUUUUAUCACCUUUACUAAUUGUGGGGAUAUAUUUUUCCAUUAUACGAUUACUUUUUUGUCUUUUUUUUGCUUUUUCUUUGUUACUAUUCAAUAUCUCAGUGAAAAUUUCAUAAUCAGUGUCAAGAUCAAAUUUUGUUUGAAUUCAAUUUCAGGCAAACUCUUGUGGGAUCGUGGUGGGUUAUUAUUUCCACUUUAAAGGACAUUGGAUCAAGAUCCAGAGAGCUUGAUUAUGUUGUACAAUGUUUCUCUGUAUUUUUCUUUCACUUCAAAUUGGAUGAUUUCUCUGCACUCUUUGUUUUAUUUCUUUCUGUAUGUAACCAUGUGAUUUCUGCUCAAUAAAUAACUUGAUUCAUUUAA
Molecule: messenger RNA, 4921 nt
Organism: Engraulis encrasicolus (European anchovy)
Lineage: Eukaryota; Metazoa; Chordata; Actinopteri; Clupeiformes; Engraulidae
Exons: 4
Coding region: 217-3930 (1237 amino acids)
Molecular function (GO): protein binding; GTP binding
Source: RefSeq, a predicted model, not a curated record